CACUCAACCAAAGAGAAUCGGCCUACGUCUAAAAUCAAAUUAAGUUAAAAUAAAUUAGUUUUCUACCAAUCGGCUAUUUUAAAACAAAGUAUGACUAAAGUAAUAUCAUUAGCAUUUUUCUCUAGUUCUAUCAAAUUAACCAAAAUCAAACCACAAUCUCCCAUAAAUAUACGCAAUUCACCUAUUAACUACAAAUCGACAAGUUAAAUUGGGUUGUGGGUUACUUAAAACAAGCAUGCUUAUUUGAUUUUACUUAUUAUUGUUAAUUACUAAUUAUGAUGAAUAACUUUAUAACAUUAAACCUAUUUUCGUAUAAUGAAAGUGUGUCGCUUAUAAUUAUUAGAGAGGUGCCGGAAAUCCCAAAUUAAAAAAUUUUGUACCGAAAAAAUGGAGUUCCUUCACAAAAUUUUGGGGCAGAUACACCCCUCCCCUUGCCCUAGGUGCCCCCGGUGGAUAGACAACGUGGUCGUCUAUGUGGCAAUACCUAAGUUAUGAAAAAUAAAAAGUGUAAAAAAAAAAAAAUUACUUUACCUCCCUCACUCACGUCCACUCACCACCCGCCUUAUCCUCUCCCUCAUCUUCUCGUAUGUCUCCUCCUUCGUCUUUGAAGAUCAUCUACGAACUUCGCCGACGAGGAUUCUCUACACGUCUUGCAAGGAAGGCGGCGAGACUGCCAUCGCUUGUGAAAGUCCCCCUCUCCCACACUUUCUCAUAUGAAAUCGCGCCACUAGAAGUCUAAUCGAAGCGGAAAAAGAGAGUCAUGAUCUGGGUUCUGUCGAAGCGGUGAGUGCUUUGGGUAGAUAAAGCGAAGUCGGAAAUGACGAUUCGUUCAACAAAGGUAAGGUGGCUCUGACUGGUUUCUGUCGAAAUCUUACCAGAAAACUCGAAAUUAGGUUUUGAAUGUUUAGAGUUUCUCCAAUUCGAACAUUACCCAUUUUGAUGGUUUAGGGUUUCGUGAAUCUAGCAAUCUUCUCCACUAUUCAUAGUUUGAUUCUUCGAAACUGUUAGUGCAAGUUGGUUGUGAGGACCACAGUGGGAUCUUUACAGAUUGUUCACGAAAUAGCCCUUGUAUGAACAUGAAAGAAACUGGAAUUAGUGGAUAUAAUUGUAAAUUACAGUGGUAAGGAUUUCAAAUUUGACCAUCUUUUAACAACCAACACAUGUGACUGGGAAUAUAUUACUGUUGUUUGCUGCAUCCUUCGAAAAAGCCCUCCUUUUUUGGUUGUUGGCUAAACUUUCUUAUCUUUUACUGUGCUUGUUUGCUUCCAAGCACAAUAUCAACAUGUAUUUUACUUGACCAUGCCGAUGAUUGAAUAUAUGGAGAUUGAUUACAAUCAUGGAGGCGAGAUGGACUUCUCUAGUGAUGCACCACGAGAUAUCAGGGGUUUUUUUGGUGAGAAGUUCAACGUUGAUGUUGAUCAAGUGUCAUAUUUUGGACUUGUGGCAUUAGCUACGGUGCACUUGGACAAUGAAGGUGUUCCAAAGAUUUGGUACCUGACCCCGGGAUCCUCAAUGUCUGAUGGCCUUCAUGAAGUGAAAUCUGAUAAGGAAGUGAUGGAGGGCUUGGUUGUUGAUGCAUCCGAGACUAAGGUGGUGACUGUGUUUGCUGAGGUUAUUGAGAGAUAAGAUGGUUUUAUGGGGGACAACAAGGCUACAGAAGGGAUUCAAGGUGCUUUUUUUGUUGAGGCACAUGACGUGGGAGAGGGGGUCUGCUGCUAGGGACAUAUUCAAUGUGGGUGACUUUGACGACAACGAGUCAUCUGAUGAAGAAGAGGGGACUGAUGACCAAUUUUGCACUCCGGUCAGCACUCUGAAUAGUGGUUCCAGUGAAGAAGUGAACCAACCUCAUACAUUUGUGGGUUCUAAUGAGGAGGAUGAAUCUGUUGAAGAAUACAUUCCAGAAGAAGCAACAGCUUCUACCCACAAAAUUCGGCGGGUGUUAGAUGAUGAGGACCCCGAGGAGUUGUUGGAUGAUCUUCCAUUCUAUGAUCCAAAUUGCGAUCACAGGCAACUAGAGUUCCAUGUGAGUCUUAAGUUCCUGAACUAGAGUCUCAACCGCAACAGAUGGAUUGCGGGCUGCUUUUCGAAUUACAUGUUGUAGUGUCUUUUGAUUUUGUUUAGGGUAGGACAGUUUGUUAGUAGGGAAGACGGUUACAAAUUGAGCUUGUAAGGUGAUUCCUUUUGGUUCACCAUAUUUUGCGUAUUGUACAAGCUCAAUUCCUCUAACUUUAUGGAACAAUGUCAAUAGAGCUUGUAAGGUGAUUCCUUUUGGUCCACCACAUUUUGCAUUUUGUACAGGCUCUAUUCAUCUUGUCCCAAACAGCAUGUAACUUUGUCACAUUGUUGUGAAACAAUUUAGCUUUGAAUGAACAAAAAUCGACCCGUGGAAUUUCCCCCUCCGAUUUUCGAGCCGAAUAGCCUCAAUUUUAGUUUUGGUAAUUUUUUGUUCGGUUUGGUUCGAGUUUACCGAACCGUAUGCUCACCCCGGACGAUGAUAUUGGAUCGUUGGGCUAAUAUAAUCAUCUCAUUUAA
This is a messenger RNA of Linum trigynum, 2532 nucleotides long. The record is from the annotation of a GenBank genome assembly. NCBI's taxonomy places the organism in Eukaryota, Viridiplantae, Streptophyta, Magnoliopsida, Malpighiales, Linaceae.